GGGAUGUGUGCAAUUUUUGGCCAAUCCUCCUCUGUAUUCUUACUAGUGUUUGACCAAUGCUUGGACCUUAAGAAAACACAGACAGUGGGACACGACAAGAAUUAAAAAACUAAGUCAGAGGAGUGGGUCCACACUGCCAUGUGUCAUCUGCUGACUGGUGUAGCCGAACCAUGCAUUUCCCGAAAUGGGCUGAGUAACAUCUAUACACGCCAUGCGCGGGAAACCCAACCACAGCCAGUUCAGAAACGAAUCCAUAAGCUCAUUGCACUUCUUCAAUAUCCAAAUCUCCAACAGAGAAGGUGCAGAGCUGGCUACGCACUGCAAACUACUCUCACUCUCCAAAUGCUCUCUUCCAAAACCCAUUGCUUGUUUUUCCAUCUUCUACCGCUUAAACCACCUAAAUCCUCAACUUGUCUCUGCUCCAUGCCCGGAAAAAGUCGCAGACUUUGGUGUCCGGUUCAUUUUAAACCACCCCAACUCCGAAAUCUCGAGCUUUCCUCGAAAGGGGUUCUCAGAAAUCACCAAAGAAAUCAAUGGCAGAGCAUUACAUGGACUAUGCGUAAAGGGUAUUUUGCCUUUCAGUGUAUUUUAUUCGAAUACUUUAGUAAGUAUGUAUCCCAGGUUUGACCGUAUAGAACAAGCACGGCACGUGUUCGAUGAUGUGUCCGAAAGAAAUGAAGCUUCUUGGAAUACGAUGAUGUCGGGAUAUGUCCGAGUGGGUAUGUACCCUGAAGCAAUUGGAUUUUUUAGAGAGGUUUGUGGCCAUGGCGUCAAGCCAAGUGGGUUUCUGAUUUCUAGUAUGAUAACAGCAUGUGAUAAGUCUGGUUGUAAGUUUAGUGAAGGAGUUCAAGUUCAUGGGUUCGUUGUUAAAAUUGGUUUGUUAAGUGAUGUUUUCGUGGGUACUUCUUUGUUGCAUUUCUAUGGCACCUAUGGGCAUGCCUCUGAUGCCCAGAAGCUUUUUGAAGAGAUGCCUGACCGGAACGUUGUCACUUGGACAUCUUUAAUAGUUGGGUAUACAGAUAAUGGAGAAUUAGGGAAAUCUAUCGAUACUUAUAAGCGUAUGAGGUAUGAAAAUAUAUUUUGCAAUGAGAAUACAAUUGCUGCAGUUAUCAGUGUUUGUGGGAUGCUUAGUGACCAAUUUUUGGGUCUUCAAGUUCUUGGGCAUGUUAUAAAGUCUGGAUUUGAGACUAAUGUUUCUGUGUUAAACUCCCUUAUAGCCAUGUAUGGUAGCUGUGGUAGUGUGGACGAGGCCUGCUAUGUAUUUGAUAACAUGGUUGAACGUGACACUAUCUCAUGGAAUUCAAUUAUUACUGCAAACGCACAGAAUGGGCUUUGUGAAAAUUCUUUAAGAUAUUUCUAUUGGAUGAGGCAUGUCCAUAAAGAAGUGAAUUCUACUACACUUUCAACAUUGUUAACGGUGUGCAGUUCUGCAGACAAUUUAAACCGGGGAAGAGGAAUUCAAGGACUUGUAGUAAAACUGGGUUUGGAAUCAAAUGUAUAUGUGGGAAAUACUCUCCUGAAUAUGUAUUCAAUGGCAGGUAGAUGUAGAGAUGCAGAGUCCGUUUUCCAGAGAAUGGCAGAGAAGGAUUUAGUCUCAUGGAACUCCAUGGUAGCAUGCUAUGGUCAGAAUGAGGAAUGCCAAAAUGCCUUGGACCUUUUCUCUGAAAUGCUUCGGAUGAGAAAGUUAAUGAACUAUGUAACUAUCACAAGUGCAUUGUCUGCUUGUUCUAGCCCUGAAUUUCUCCAUGAAGGCAGGAUGCUUCAUGCUAUUUCUAUCCUCGCAGGGUUACAGGGCAAUUUGGUCGUUGGUAAUGCAUUAGUCACCAUGUAUGGAAAGUCUGGUAUAAUGACUGAAGCGAAGAAGGUAUCACAAACGAUGCCAAAGCGAGAUGAAGUAACUUGGAAUGCUCUUAUCGGAAGCCAUGCUGAGAAUGAGCAACCAAAUGAGGCAAUAAAAGCUUUUAAUAUGAUGAGAGAAGAAGGUAUACCAGAAAACUACAUCACAAUGGUUAAUGUUCUUGGUGGUUGCUUGACUCCUGAUGGUCUACGGAAACAUGGGAUGCCCAUCCACGGACAUAUAGUUGUGAUGGGAUUUGAAUUUGAUAAGUAUGUGCAGAGUUCUCUUAUAACAAUGUAUGCCAAUUGUGGUGAUUUAAGUUCAGGCAAUUCCAUCUUUUAUGUAUUAGCUAACAAAAAUUCCAUCACAUGGAAUGCUAUCAUUGCUGCAUAUGCUCAUAAUGGCUAUGCUGAAGAAGCUUUAAAAAUGAUUUUGAAGAUGAGAAAUACUGGGAUAGAUUUAGAUCAGUUUAGCUUCUCUGUGGCACUUUCGGUGAGUGGUGACUUGGCUGUAUUAGAGGAAGGUCAACAAUUACAUUGUUUGGCAGUUAAACUUGGUUUUGAAUCAGACCAUUAUGUUACAAAUGCAGCAAUGAGUAUGUAUGGAAAGUGUGGCGAAAUGGAUGAUGUUUUAAGAAUACUUCCCGCACCAAUUAACAGGUCAAGAUUAACAUGGAACAUAAUGAUAUCAUCUUUUUCUAGACAUGGGAGUUUCCAGAAGGCUAGGGAGACAUUUCAUGAAAUGCUAAACUGGGGACAGAAACCUGACCAUGUCACCUUUGUCUCACUUCUAUCUGCAUGUAGUCAUGGGGGUCUGGUGGACGAAGGUCUUGAAUAUUACACUUCAAUGACUGCAACUUUUGGUGUUCCACCUGCAACAGAGCAUUGUGUGUGCAUAAUUGAUCUUCUUGGACGAUCAGGAAGGCUUUCUGAGGCUGAAAAAUUUAUUAAAGAAAUGCCGGUUCCUCCUAGUGAUCUUGUCUGGAGGAGCUUGCUAGCAUCAUGUAAAAUCCAUUGCAAUUUAGAGCUAGGGAGAACAGCUGUAGAAAAUCUUGUUAAAUUGGACCCUUCAGAUGAUUCCGCUUAUGUUCUUUAUUCAAAUAUCUGUGCAACUACUGGGAGAUGGGAAGACGUAGAGAAUGUAAGGAGUCAAAUGGGAUCGAACAACAUAAAGAAGCAGCCUGCUUGCAGUUGGGUUAAGUUGAAAGGCCAGAUAAGUAAAUUUGGGAUGGGUGAAAAAUCUCAUCCUCAGACUCCACAGAUUUACAGCAAGUUGGCUGAGCUUAUGAAGAUGAUUCGAGAAGCAGGCUAUGUUGCUGAUACAAGCUAUGCACUGCAUGAUACAGAUGAAGAACAGAAGGAACAUAAUCUUUGGAACCAUAGUGAGAGAAUUGCCCUUGCCUUCGGAUUGAUCAAUACUCCACAAGGUUCACCUAUUAGGAUCUUCAAGAAUCUUCGUGUUUGUGGUGAUUGCCAUUCUGUCUAUAAGUUUGUCAGUGGAACAGUUGGGAGGAAGAUCAUACUGAGGGAUCCUUAUAGGUUUCACCAUUUUAGCGAUGGCAAAUGUUCUUGUGCUGACUUUUGGUAAUGAAGUCAUUUUGAGGCACCUUUUUAUGUUUAGAGAAUAGUUUUGAAAUCCCAUCAUCUAUUGGGAUAGCCUGUAUAGUCUAAGUAUGCACAGAAAACCCUUUAUUUUGAAAUUUUCAAGGUGAGCUUUUUUUCCCUCCACAA
This is a messenger RNA of Ziziphus jujuba (common jujube), 3567 nucleotides long. Its product is annotated as pentatricopeptide repeat-containing protein At3g24000, mitochondrial. NCBI's taxonomy places the organism in Eukaryota, Viridiplantae, Streptophyta, Magnoliopsida, Rosales, Rhamnaceae. Gene Ontology annotation, molecular function: protein binding; RNA binding; zinc ion binding. The transcript has a single exon. Gene Ontology annotation, biological process: RNA modification. The coding region runs from base 212 to 3424 and encodes 1070 amino acids. The record is from RefSeq and is a predicted model, not a curated record.